AUGUCAUCAACCUUGAACUCUUCACUCCUCGUCAAGAAAUCCACGUGUGAACGCAUGACCAGGAUAAGUUUGGUGAAAGGGAAAAGGAGCUCGUGCAAAGCAAGCCAUGCUGCAAGACACAUUCCUUCUUAUUGUGAGAUAAGGUUUGUCAACAAAGGAAAACUCGUCUGGACGAGACAAGCUUCUGAAAGCUCAAACUUUGUACCAAUCUGUCGACCACCUCCUGCCUAUGCACAAAAUUUUAGAUUUCAGUCUUUACAUAUUGACAAGAAUGAGGAAAUAAUGCAUGACCCUCAGGUGGCAGCUGAUGGAUUCACCUAUGAGGGAGAGGCAUUGCGUGGUUGGUUGGAAAAUGGCCACGAGACUUCUCCAAUGACGAACUUGAAACUGAGUCACUUAAAUCUCACUCCCAACCUUGCAUUGCAAAUUGCCAUUCAAGAUUGGCUCUGCAAAUUUUGA
Messenger RNA from Fraxinus pennsylvanica, 459 nucleotides. NCBI's taxonomy places the organism in Eukaryota, Viridiplantae, Streptophyta, Magnoliopsida, Lamiales, Oleaceae. The record is from the annotation of a GenBank genome assembly.